UUACUGACUGAUGGAGGGAAUGGAUUUAGGGAAGCCAUAUUUUAUGGAAGUUCUAGAACUGGUAUUAGCAUGAUUAAUAUGAAGCCAUGGUCAGAGAGAGGUUAGCUGAUAAAGGGUUUGGUAGACAGCCAAAUUGCAGCCUUGUGUUGAAGAUGUUUCUUUGGAGGAAUUGAUGAACUUGUCUAACAUUUUAUAGAAUUAAUCUUGAUGAAGACAAAUGCUUCGAGUAACUUCUAGGCCUUAAAACCCUGAAAGAUUUUCUCGUUGAACAUUAUACACAAGGUUGGUCAUGGUUUAUCCGGUCCUUUCUCUUUCUCACUUUCUCCCUCUCUAGAAGUUCGGAGGCUGAAGAGAUUGUAAACUAACUAACUUGUAUUCCAGCCACUCCAUUUAAAAAAAAAAAAAAUCCCCCUUUGUUUUGGAUUGAAAAGUAUUACAAUCUAAGGGCAAAAAGAGGAUCUUAGAGGUUUUCCUGUUCUAAGCUACUGUCAAGCAGUUACCUUUGCCUAUCAAAUCCUAAUGAACAACACAAUUUAUAAACUACCUAUCAAAUUAAUAAAAAGAUAAUCCUUGCAUUAUUGAACUGAGAAAUCACAGUGAAUUCAUUUCCUACUAGUUAUCAUAAAAGCAAAUUCCUAAUGAAGUGAUGUUUUCAUACAACCAGACUAAAUGCACACUGAACCCAAUUUUGAUUUACAUCUAAUCCUUGAAUUAUGGAUUCAUCCACCAAUAAACACUUGGCAAUUUUUUCUUUAAACCUGAAAUUUUCAUCUAGUAUACAGUCUAAUAAUUCUUGUAGAUCUUCACUACAGUGAUUGCAAUGAAUGGAUUCCAUCAAGGGAAUAGCUUAUCUCAUAUAGCAUCGUGACCUUUCUAAGAUUACAAAUUUCCAACCCCAAAAUGGGACAUCUAACUUUAAUGAAGCAUUUAUAAUACAACAGUCUUACUGAUUUGGCAUGUUAAGGUGAAUGCAAUCCGGAAUUGAGUCCUUUAAGCAGUUAAUACUUACCUGUCUUUCACUAGACUUACAGCAGUUAAUACUUACCUGUCUUUCACUAGACUUACAUUUAGUAGUUGUAAUGGUGUAUAUGUUGCCCACCUCAAUCAUGUUAAAUGUAAUCUAAGUUCACCAUGUUCUAAACAAUAAUCUAGAAUCUAUUUGUCCAACAAUUUAGAUAUGCCAUGCCAUCAAAAGGAAAUUGUGUUAUAUCUACUACCAGCAGCAACAGCAAUCCCAAGCCUUUAGUAUGCUAUGUGGGGUCAGAUACAUGAAUUCUAGGCUUUGAAUCAUUUGUAUCUAUGGUCAUAUCUUCUAUUAGCCCAUUAUCUGCUAUGUCAUGUUUAAAGGUUUCUUAGUAGGUUUUCUUUGGUCCAAAUAUAUAAUUUCAACAGGUGUCCUUAGUGCACAAGGCUCCCUGCUUUUCGAGGAUUGUUUUUAUGCUCAACCGUACUCUUGCUUCGCAUAAAAUUUGUUUCCACAAUUUGAAUCCACAACUUAUCUGUCACAAAAGGGCACAAUUACAGUCAUGUAUGGUUAGUUAUAUAAUCUACUAAGUGCACAAUUUCACUCAAGACUACAAAUGAAUUUAGUUCGUGUGCAUACACAAUCUACCUAAAAUGCAUUGCAUGGACCUAAUAACAUGUCAUGUACCAAUACAAUUGCUAACAAAGCACGAAUAGAUGAUGACAUACAUAAUAACAAUGCCAUAACUAUGCCUUAAAAAGUAAAUACCAUCCAACAUCCAAGUGAGCCAAUUCUCUUUCAUGUCUGCACGCCAUUUAGCAUAUUAUUGCUGCAUGGUUGUGGUGGCAUGCUAUUGUGCAGCAAGCAAGAGGUGGUGGUAGAAUGUGUAGGAGUACUGUUAUUGGGCUAUUGACAAAGACUACAAUAGUGGCUGAAGAUGUUACUUAUAAUGUGUUCUUGCCCAUGGUGGUGGCUCACUCUUUAUCAGAAAACCCAGUUUUGAUGUCUGCCGCAGAACAAAUUUUUAGUGCUGGUGGGAAGAGGAUGAGGCCAGCUUUGGUAUUUCUAGUGUCAAGAGCAACAGCAGAACUUGCAGGCUUGAAGGAACUUACCAAAGAACAUAGGCGCUUGGCAGAGAUUAUUGAGAUGAUCCAUACUGCAAGCUUGAUACAUGAUGAUGUAUUAGAUGAAAGUGACAUCCGCAGAGGAAAGGAAACGGUUCAUCAACUCUAUGGUACAAGAGUGGCAGUGCUUGCUGGGGACUUCAUGUUUGCUCAGUCAUCAUGGUACCUAGCCAAUCUAGAAAAUCUUGAAGUUAUAAAGCUCAUAAGUCAGGUUAUUAAAGAUUUUGCUAGUGGAGAAAUAAAGCAGGCAUCCAGUUUUUUCGACUGUGAUGUCGAACUGGAUGAGUAUCUAAUAAAGAGCUACUAUAAAACAGCCUCUUUAAUUGCGGCUAGCACCAAAGGAGCAUCAAUUUUUAGCGGGGUUGACAGUAGCGUUAGCGAGCAGAUGUAUCAGUUCGGGAAGAACCUUGGUCUGUCCUUCCAAGUAGUUGAUGACAUAUUGGAUUUCACACAGUCAGCAGAGCAGCUGGGUAAGCCGGCUGGAAGUGACCUGGCGAAAGGGAACCUUACAGCACCGGUGAUUUUUGCGCUUCAGAAAGAACCAAAACUGAGGGAGCUUAUUGAAUCUGAAUUCUGUGAGACCAGCUCCCUAGACGAGGCAAUUCAACUAGUCAAGAGGCGUGGGGGCAUCGAGAGUGCCCGAAAUCUAGCAAAAGAGAGAGCCGACCAAGCAAUCCAAAACCUUCAAUGCCUUCCUCAGAGUGCGAUUCGACGAGCAUUGGAGGGAAUGGUGAAGUAUAAUCUAGAGCGGAUUGAUUAGAAACUUGUCUUGAGCAGAGAAUGUGAUCAGACUUGAUGCUUAAACCAUUCUAACAUGCAAGGUGAGGGCUUGAAGAUUAUCAUCAAAUGAAGCCCCUCUUCAGCAAGUGUUCACGCUUGCUUUGACAAGCUACUUGAGAUUGGAUAUGUCUUCACAACAAAUGGGAAAUACCCAUAGUUGUUAAAUUAAUAUUCAAAUUGAGAAUCGAAAUCUUUAUUUUAUGAAUCGUGAAUUGAGAAUUGAAUCGAAUUGAAUCAUAA
This is a messenger RNA of Diospyros lotus (date-plum), 3108 nucleotides long. Its product is annotated as solanesyl diphosphate synthase 1, chloroplastic. Gene Ontology annotation, cellular component: chloroplast. The record is from RefSeq and is a predicted model, not a curated record. The coding region runs from base 1847 to 2848 and encodes 333 amino acids. Gene Ontology annotation, biological process: isoprenoid biosynthetic process; plastoquinone biosynthetic process. Gene Ontology annotation, molecular function: prenyltransferase activity. The transcript has 5 exons. Lineage: Eukaryota; Viridiplantae; Streptophyta; Magnoliopsida; Ericales; Ebenaceae.